AUGAUCCUCAACGAGCUCCUCUUCGGGCUGCUCUGCGUCGAGGCCGUCGUCUGCCUCUUCCUCUGCCUCCCCUUCUUCAAGCACAUGACGCAGGCCACCGUGGCCUUUCUCUCGACCAACGUCUUCCCGCCCAACUCGGGCGCGGCCAUGGUCGGGAACAUUGUCUUGGCCGUCGUUGGGCUUCUCUUCCUCGCCAACGUGCAGACGUCACUCAAGUACCGCAACUCGGACGAGGUGCUCUCGGAUGGGCUGCGUAUCCGCCUCCUCGUGGCCCAGCGCGACAUGUACAUUUCGGGCUUUUGCCUCUUCCUCUUUGCGCUCCUUCGCCUUGUGUAUUCGAGCAUGUAUGAGGCCAUGGAGAAGCAGGCGAAGAACGCAUCGUCGGGCUACUCGAAGCUCAUUGACGAACACGAUACGCUCCAGAAGCAGCUGAAGAAGCUCUCGGGCUUUGAAGCCGACGGUAAGGGCCUCGAGGCGCUCCUGGCCGAGAACGCGGCGCUCGAGAAAGAGGUUAGUACCCUCAAGAAGAGCCUCGCGACGGCCGAAACCACUGUCGAGAACGUCAAGAAGCAGGCGGAGAACCAGAGCACAGCAUACAUGAAGCUACUCGACGACUCGGCGGCCAAAGACGCCAAGGUUGACGAGCUUAAGGCUGCGCAAACCUCGAUCGCCGAUCUCAAGUCGACGGUUGCCGAGCUCACAAAGGAGCGCGACUCGCUCAAGACGCAGAUCCAAGACUAUGACUUUAUGUUUGCGGACGCCAAGAAGAAGGCCUUGUAA
Molecule: messenger RNA, 780 nt
Organism: Saprolegnia parasitica CBS 223.65
Lineage: Eukaryota; Oomycota; Saprolegniomycetes; Saprolegniales; Saprolegniaceae
Exons: 4
Coding region: 1-780 (259 amino acids)
Biological process (GO): intracellular protein transport; endoplasmic reticulum to Golgi vesicle-mediated transport
Cellular component (GO): endoplasmic reticulum membrane; endoplasmic reticulum
Source: RefSeq, a predicted model, not a curated record